Molecule: messenger RNA, 2004 nt
Organism: Melitaea cinxia (Glanville fritillary)
Lineage: Eukaryota; Metazoa; Arthropoda; Insecta; Lepidoptera; Nymphalidae
Gene: Arp8
Product: actin-related protein 8
Exons: 1
Coding region: 1-1689 (562 amino acids)
Biological process (GO): regulation of DNA-templated transcription; double-strand break repair
Cellular component (GO): Ino80 complex
Source: RefSeq, a predicted model, not a curated record
AUGAGUGUACCGGCUCAGGAUCCUGGUUCUGAACAGUUCCAACAGUUUCCUUCUAAUAGAAUCAUUGUGAUCCAUCCUGGCUCACUUUUUAUUAGAAUAGGUAGAGCUUCAGAUCUUUUACCAGUUAAACAACUCCAUUGCAUCGCUAGGAAACGGCGCCCAGGAGGUAAAAUAUAUCGCGAUCCUUUUGUACCUCCAAGUGUACCCAAAACGAAAGAACUUAUUGAAGAAUUAGAAGAAUGUAGGCUACAAAUAUCACACACGCUUCAGUCUUGUAUGCAGUCUAACGGCGCUAGACGAUACGCGACACCACCUCAACAAAUCGCGGCGUUUAAUCGCAGAUCCUUACCAGAAACUGUGAACGAUGGUGAACCCUGGCCUCAAGUACAGUGUGAGAUCGUUGUUGGUGACUUAGUACUCGACAUUGAUCCAGAAUUGCCUUAUAACAUACAUUUUCCAUUCCGAAGAGGUGAUUUCAAUCUUCAUUCUGAAGUAGGUGGUUCUAUUUCCUCUGUUUUAAACGACUUGUAUUCUAUUUGGAGUUCUAUAAUAGAGUACAAGUUGGGUAUACCUCUGAUUGAACUAAUAAAGUAUCGGUGUGUUUUGCUAAUACCAGAUAUUUACUCAAGAAGUCAUUUAAAGUACCUCACUACAUUAUUGCUUAAAGAUUUAGGGUUUGGACACUGUUUUCUCCUUCAAGAGAGUGUUGGCGCGACUUUUGGCGCCGGUAUAGGCUCAGCGUGUGUUGUAGAUAUUGGCGACCAAAAGACAGCCAUUUCUUGUGUUGAAGAUGGUAUUUCCCACAAAACAACAAGAUUAAGAAUGGAUUACGGAACUGGUGAUGUCUGUCAAGCUUUAUCUUGGAUGUUUCAUAAAAGUGCUUUUCCAUAUAAAGAUUGGAAUGAGAAUGUACCAAGAGACGUUAUCCUCAUGCGUAAUCUCUAUGAAGAAUUUUGCCAUGUAAAUCUCGAUGUGUGUGGACCACAGGAAAAGACAUUUCUAGUUGAUCAUCCUGGUGAUGUAGUUAAUAAAUACACAUUACAAGUUGGUGAUGAAUGUAUCAUAUCACCCCUAUCAUUAUUCUACACAGAUUUACUGAAAAUAACUGGUCCAAAAACAACCAAAAUACAAAAUAGACAGCCAAGCGACGCAGAGGAUCCUUUUGAUGCAGAAUUCUUGAGAGAAACUGGUAGAAAGCGUGAAUCAGCAGAUCCCAUAGCCAACGAAAGCCAACAAUUAGAAGCAAUAAAUGACAAUCAGCCUACUACAAAUCCAGAUGAUGAUAUAGUUGUGGAUACAUUAGAGGGCACUCCGGCUGACAUAUCAAUGGCUCCAGGGCAAGUGCUUAGCUUAGACGCAGCAAUAUUACAAAGCAUAGACCGUUGCCCCAACGAAGAGUUAAAACGAAAGAUGUACAGUAGUAUUUUAGUCGUCGGAGGUGGAGUCAAAGUUCAUGGCCUAAAUCUAUGGCUGCAAAAUCGAUUAGCACUCCAAAUCCCAUAUACAUACAAGACUGAACAAUUAGAAAUAGUGACAUCACCGAAGGAUAUAGAUCCGGCAAGCACUGUUUGGAAAGGUGCAGCGGUUAUGUCGUGUUUGGAAUCAGCAAUAGAGUUAUGGAUAAAUCAAACCGAAUGGAACAGAUACGGGUUAAAAGUAUUAAGAGAGCGUGCUCCUUUCAUAUGGUAGCAUUUAAAACUUGAUGUUAGUUUUUCAUGUAAAAAUAUUGUCCAUACUGUUAGUUUGAGUCUUAAUAUUGCAUUAAUUUGAUCUGAGCUGACUAUAGUAUAAAAGAUAUACUAGAAAUGUGUCAUUAUUAUUAUUAUUAUAAGAAAUCAAAUCAAAAACAACAAAUAGAACAAAGAAAUUGAUUGUCUCAUCAUUAUUAUUAUUAUUAUAAGUAAUCAAUCAAGAACAACAAAUAGAACAAGGAAAUUGAUUGUGUCAUCAUUAUUAUUAUUAUAAGUAAUCAAUCAAGAACAACAAAUAUAACAAGGAAAUUGA